Messenger RNA from Austrofundulus limnaeus, 2500 nucleotides. It is a transcript of the gene cdr2l, whose product is annotated as cerebellar degeneration-related protein 2-like. NCBI's taxonomy places the organism in Eukaryota, Metazoa, Chordata, Actinopteri, Cyprinodontiformes, Rivulidae. The record is from RefSeq and is a predicted model, not a curated record.
ACCUGCACUUGGCCGCAGAGCUCGGAAAGACUCUCUUGGAACGCAACAAAGAGCUGGAGGACUCCCUUCAACAGAUGUACAUCAACAACGAGGAGCAGGUGCAAGAGAUCGAGUAUUUGUCCAAGCAGCUGGAAACGCUGAGGGAGAUGAACGAGCAGCAUGCGAAGGUGUACGAACAGCUGGAUGUGACGGCUCGAGAGCUGGARAUCACCAACGAGAAGCUGGUGCUGGAGAGCAAGACCUCGCAGCAGAAAAUAGACAGGUUGACCGGCACCAUGGAGACUUUGCAGGGUCAGGUGGACGGCCUCAUGGCUCGCGUUGAGGAGCUGCGGACUCUGGAGGAACUGAGGGUCCACAGGGAGAAGAAGGAGCGUCGCAAGACUGUCCACUCCUUCCCUUGCCUGAAGGAGCUCUGCACGGCUCCCAGGUAUGAGGAUGGUUUCCUGCUGGCUAACCCCGGCAGUGUGGACCUGGUUGAGCGACAGCCCCUGGAUGAGGAAAAUGAGCGCCUCAGGGACAUCGUCUCUUCCCUGCACUUGGCCGUGGCCUCGGAGCGGUCCGCGCGCGAGAGCGUCGAGCGGGAGUGUGCCACCGUGCUGCAGGAGUUUGAGCGCCUGGAGCAGCGCCUCCUUGGCGCAGAGGGCUGCCAGCUGCGUGUCCAGGAGCUGGAAGCUGAGCUGCAUGAGAUGCAGCAGCUCAGCAAGUCCAGGGUGUGUUUAAUGGGAGACAUAGAGGACGGCUUGAAGACGCUGCUCAGUAACGGCCCCGAGAUGGACACCCCCGACGAGGGGACGGGGCUGGAGGAGGACGGCGAGGGAGAUGCUGGUGGAACGGGGCAGCAGGGAGGCCCGGUGAGAAAAAGCUGCAGCGACACGGCCCUGAACGUCAUCUCCGCUCCGUCGGGAAGACGACAGGCCAGUUACACCCUCCACACCAACGGCACACGCAAACGGGGCAUGUCCAUCCUGCGGGAGGUGGACGAGCAGUACCACGCCCUGCUGGAGAAGUACGAGGAGCUGCUGGGGAAGUGCCGGCGCCACGAGGAGAGCCUGUGCCACGCCGGGGUGCAGACGUCACGCCCCGUCUCCAGAGACCCCUCCAUGAAGGAGUACAGCAUGAUCCCCGUGGAGCCGUCGACAUCCGGGGCUGCCGCCGCCGCCGCCCCUCCCACACCACCACAAACCCCUUCCACCCCAGAGGCCCUGGAAGGGAUCAGCAGGCAGGUGGAGCAGGUGGACAAACGCCUGAGCCAGAACACGCCGGAGUAUAAGGCGCUGUUCAAAGAAAUCUUUUCUCGGCUGCAGAAGACCAAGAGGGACGUGAACUCCAGCAAGGGCAGAAAGAAUAACAAAUGACACUAAAACAGCUGGAAAAAAAAAUCAGGUUCUGAUUUUUGGAAGUGGGGUUCUGUGGAAAAUUUACACAUAUCUGUUCAUCAGAUUAGAGAAAUUGAUUCUGACCAGACUGAUGAGCUAACGGCUCGRCCAAGUUCGGCCUGGGCCACUAACAGCAGGAAUAUCCCAACAUUUCUGCCAGAGUAUUGAUGUUUGUGUAAACUGCUAGAUCGUCUCUUUGGAGAUUGGACUUGUUUUAAAAUGAAUCUAUUGGUCUUUGGUCUUGCUCAGACGUUUGCUCCUUAAUCUGGUCAGACUUGAGCCUUAAUUUCUUUAAACUGAGGUCCUGCAAGGAGCCAUCUACUGCAGGUAAGAUAUUAAUAUUCAUGUUUCCACAGAACCCCACUUUCAUCACAGAUCUACAGUAUUCCUACAAUUGAUUUUAAACUACUGAACACUGAAUCAGAAAGUGGAUUAUUUUCUGUUCCUUCAAAGAUAAGCUACUUAUUGUUUCAUAUUAAUAAGCCAAAUGUUACAUUUUUGUCGUUUUCUUGUUCAGAACUGAAAAUAUGGCCGUGUUGUGAUGAGUUUGAUUAAUUAGCAUUUACACUGAUUAAUCUAAAUCUGAUCUAAAACAAACUAAUUGGUUUUAAAAGCAUCUGUAGUGUGUAAUCUAAAUUAUAGAAGCUUUAGAUCAAAACAUUAAAUUGUGAAUAAAGUUACACACAGUCUGAAGACUUUAAUUUGAACACGAGAUCAGUAAACUGUUUAUUAAAGACAGCACACAUUGAUUUAAACUCAUCUCACAGAGGAAAAAACCAUCAGUCCAUAACACAUGAAGUGWAUGAAGAUGCCAUCCACAUUUAUGGAGUGUAUAAACAAAAACAAAGAACACUUUGUGUGGUUGGGAGGGCUGAGGUUUGAUUCUGAAGAUAAGAUUUCACUUCAGGGAUGAAGGGCGUAGAGGCAGAGAUAAUCAAGAGUACAGAGCGAGCUGUUCAUCAGCUUCCAUGUCCAACUCAAACGAGCUGUGGGACGCCCGGUGAAAGCCCCCCUGUACAAACUGGAUUCAUUAGGUUUUCAGACAAGUACUAAAAGUAAAGAUAUUAUCCAACACGUCAGUGUAAUGGCUUUUUCAGACUUGAAAUAAAGACGAUUCCAAUCAA